Molecule: messenger RNA, 637 nt
Organism: Ixodes scapularis (black-legged tick)
Lineage: Eukaryota; Metazoa; Arthropoda; Arachnida; Ixodida; Ixodidae
Product: U7 snRNA-associated Sm-like protein LSm10
Exons: 3
Coding region: 152-592 (146 amino acids)
Biological process (GO): mRNA 3'-end processing by stem-loop binding and cleavage
Cellular component (GO): nuclear body; cytoplasmic U snRNP body
Molecular function (GO): U7 snRNA binding; histone pre-mRNA DCP binding
Source: RefSeq, a predicted model, not a curated record
UUGGCUGAAUAAACGUUUAAAAAUGGCGGGCCGGUUGGCGGCAAGGGCAAGAGAAACUUGUUGAACCAAACAUUGUUCGAAGUUAACUUGUUUACCAGCUGCCCACUUGCACCGAAGUCAUCUCUGACAGGUUGGCGCCCGCGCGUAACCAAUGGCAACCCCGAAAGAACGAGCGGUGACUUCCAAGUCGCUCAUCCUGCUGCUUCAGGCCUUGGAAGGACGAACCACGACGGUGGAACUCCGCAAUGAGAUAGUCGUACACGGGACUGUCGAAAAAGUCGACAGCUGCAUGAACGUGGACAUGGCGAACGUCAUGCUGACCGUGCCCACCUCUAGCGAUGCAGCGUCGCCCGUCGGCCGCUUCGAGCAGUUCCACAUUCAGGGCCGCCAGGUGCGGUACGUUCACGUCCCAGACGACGUGGACAUGAUGGCCGCCCUGAAGCAGAAACUGGAGGAGCUACAGGGCAGCCGGGGCCAAAGCGACAGCAAGCCCUCAGGAAUGCUGCUGCUCAAGACCCGCCAGCUGCGCGAGAAGAUCCUCAGGCGGAAGGAGGGGAGCCUGCUGGGCAGGGGAAGGCCCCGCCAGCCAUAGUGGACCAAUAAGGCCUACAACACAAGGCCUUCCCCCCCCCCCCCC